Messenger RNA from Patella vulgata (common limpet), 2284 nucleotides. Its product is annotated as protein CLN8. Bases 41 to 862 code for a protein of 273 amino acids. Gene Ontology annotation, biological process: lipid homeostasis. The transcript has a single exon. NCBI's taxonomy places the organism in Eukaryota, Metazoa, Mollusca, Gastropoda, Patellidae. Gene Ontology annotation, cellular component: endoplasmic reticulum; membrane. The record is from RefSeq and is a predicted model, not a curated record.
AUUGGAUGCCGAGCCUGAAAAGGAUUUUGAAUUGCUUUCAAUGAUACACCCUAAAUUAGUUCAGCUUGAUUAUGAGUCUAGUGAGGUCAAGAAACAACUGAUUUUAGGAUCGUUUUUCUUUUUCUUUGGAACCUACAUUUUCUCCAUGAUAGUAUCACCAGUUAUUUUCUCUUCAUACAAGAAUCUGAAGACCAAGGAGAAGGUAUUUUGGCAUCUGGCUAUUGUGCGUUCUGUGUUUGGUAUUUUUGCAGGGUUGGUUGGGUUAUGGGCGCUGUCUACACCAACAAAUCUGGACAGGGAUGUGGUGUUUGGUACCACGGCUACUACCUAUUUCGCUAUAGCCACGACUGUUGGAUUUUUCACGUUUGAGUGUACAGCUCUGCUGAUAUCUGAUAUCAUUUUUAGGAAUUACAGCAUGUUGUUAAACCUCCAUCAUUGGUUGUCCUUGGUAGGCUACAGCAUCGUUUUGUUUUCUGGCAGCAGUCAUUUUUUCGCCGGUAAAGGACUUGUGUUGGAGAUGAGCACGCCCUUUUCAGCAAUCUGCUGGACAAUGCUGAAAUGUGGCAAAGAAAAGUCGUUUUUAUGGAAAGCCAAUCAAUUCUUUUUGGUUCACACUUUCCAUUGUCGUUCCAUAGUAGAAUGUUAUUUAUUAUUUACAUCUUAUAAAAAUUGGGACUAUAUUUACACCCAGAUGCCAUCGCCAGUGUUCUACGCGCUGUAUAUACAGUUACCUUUGAUAACCUUCGUCAUGACACCAUAUUGGACCUACAAGAAAACAGUUCAAAUGGUUCAACAGAAGGACUGGAACUUUGAGGACUCGGAAAAGGGUGUGGGUAAUGGGUCGAUUAAAAAGGACGCUUAAAAGUAUUCAUUAUUAUUACAAUGUUAUAAAACUAAACUAACAUACCGCAUGGAAGAAAGUGACCGACUGGAUUAAUCGCAAUAUAUUUUGGGGCUUGGGCUCUGAUUGCGGAGACUUUUCUUGGUUUGGGGUAACGUGGAACUAUGUGACAUCCAUACUAUUAAUUUUACUAUCCUUCAUUUCGUGCUGAAAUCCAUACAGCCAUGAAGUAGAAUGUCACCUACUAUCAAAUUACAUCGACUCCAGGACCGUAUUGUAUUUGUGAAAGGGGGGGCCACAAAAUGAAGAAAAAGGUUAAUAUAUUUAUUGGAGAAGGUGGUUUAAGAACUUAAAUACAAUAUUGCUUUCGACUUAAAUACAAUAAACCACCUUCUCAAACCAAAAUAUUUCACUAGAUCGCAAGUGGGGCGUAUGUGUAACCUGUGUGUCAGUCGAAUAUUAAACCAUCGUCUAUGACCAUGGGAUGCACCUAGAGUAUUUGACCGUCCCUUCCUCCUUCUGACAUGAAGUCGUCUGCCUCUGAAACCAUUUUUUUAAAAAUAAUGUUUAAUAAGUGUUGGAAUGGAAUGAAAUGGGGUUUACCGCCCUACUUCUCUGCACCGACCGCUAUACGCCAUGAGGGAAUUUCGCCCGGACAGCGGCGCUACGGCCUACUCUUAUUUCGAAUUCCAAAUGUCAACGGUUCUGUGAUGUGCACCCCAAAGAAUACACAGGACCUCAGUUUUCGUCCUGUACCACUGAGACAUAGAAAUCACGUAAUCGGGAAAACUCGGGAUGAACUGGUUUGUGAGCCAGCGUCUCACUCACUGAGUCGCUGUGUCUCCCAAUACGUACCGCAGAUCCUAUCAAAUUCGAAAGGUUUAUGAUGCGUUCAUAUUGCUUAUUUUGCUAAAUUCUAUCAUGGCCAUGCAUUAAUUGUGUUACAAUAUCAGAAUAAUUUUACGAUUGUGAAUGUAUUAAAGUAUUUAUUUUUACUAUUAUUACAGAAUUGUAUUCUUUGUCCUGGUUCCGAACAGAUUGUAAUUUGUUGGCGAUAUUCUGCUCUGGAAACUACCCCGAAACUGAAAGAAAUGGGUCAGUUAUACGGUUAUCGUAUUAUCCGAACGAUUAGACUCUUUGCCUUGUCGGCUACAUCCCCGGCCCCACCCCACACACGCACUCCAUCGUUGACAAGGGGUAACCAGACUGAAAAAUUUAAACAAAUAUCUUGACCAACACCCGAAUCGCACCCAGUGAACCAGCAACUUUGGGCAAUGUCAAAGUAUUACGACUUUUACUUUGGUUGCUUUGAAUACAUAUUUGGAGGGUAUCUGAAAGCAAUUUGUUAACAACAUGUAAACAUUACCAGGAGCGUUAAUUGCAUUAAGACUAUUGGUAUAUUUUUGUAUAUUAAUUCUUUGUUCUAAUUCACAAAGUCGAUUA